Messenger RNA from Rhincodon typus (whale shark), 3181 nucleotides. It is a transcript of the gene erc2, whose product is annotated as ERC protein 2. The record is from RefSeq and is a predicted model, not a curated record. Gene Ontology annotation, biological process: maintenance of presynaptic active zone structure; regulation of synaptic plasticity; neuromuscular synaptic transmission. The coding region runs from base 133 to 3138 and encodes 1001 amino acids. Gene Ontology annotation, molecular function: structural constituent of presynaptic active zone. NCBI's taxonomy places the organism in Eukaryota, Metazoa, Chordata, Chondrichthyes, Orectolobiformes, Rhincodontidae. The transcript is spliced from 16 exons. Gene Ontology annotation, cellular component: cytoskeleton of presynaptic active zone.
CGGCAAGCCGUUCUCCCCCAGCAGAGUGGAAAUGCGGUAACAAGCUCGGGCAGGCAACACAAGGAAAGGCGUUGGCUGACGGCGGUCGAGUUCCUCUUAUCAUCGCCACCGUCUUUGAUUCAGACAAGAGCCAUGUACGGAAGUUCCAGGACAGUGGGCCACGUGGAAGGCAGCCCAUCGCGGUCUCCCCGGCUUCCCCGCUCACCUCGCCUGGGACACCGCAGGACAAGCAGCGGCGGGACCGGCGGAGCCGGCAAGACCCUGUCCAUGGAGAACAUCCAGUCUCUGAAUGCAGCCUACGCUACAUCGGGACCCAUGUACCUGAGUGACCAUGAGGGAGUCGCCUCCACCAGCUUUCCCAAAGGCACCAUGACCCUGGGCAGGGCGACUAACAGAGCCACCUAUGGGGGGCGAGUGACGGCCAUGGGCAGCAGUCCCAACAUCGCCUCGGCUGGCCUCCCUCCCGGGGGAGAUGCCCUGUCUUUCAGUGAUCACCACCAGCAGAGCGGCAUGGUGACCCCAUCCUCUCACCAUCACCACCACCACCAAGUGCCCUCUACCCUGAGGCAGGUCCGGGAUAACACCAUGGUCGAUCUGCAAGCGCAGCUCAAGGAUCUGCAACGAGAGAACGAGAUCCUCCGGAAGGAGCUGGAAGUUAAAGACACCAAGCUGGGAUCGUCCAUGAACAGCAUUAAAACUUUCUGGAGCCCCGAGCUGAAGAAAGAGAGAGUGCUGAGGAAAGAGGAGGCGGCCAGGAUGUCGGUGCUUAAAGAACAGAUGCGAGUAUCUCACGAGGAAAGUCAGCACCUACAGUUGACCAUCCAAGCAUUGCAAGAUGAACUUCGAACCCAACGUGAUCUUAAUCAUCUUCUUCAGCAGGAAAAUGUUAAUCGAGGUGCUGAGCAUUAUACCAUUGAGCUCACUGAGGAGAAUUUUCGUAGGUUGCAGGCAGAACAUGAGCGACAAGCGAAAGAGCUUUUUCUUUUGAGGAAGACUUUAGAAGAAAUGGAACUAAGGAUUGAAACACAGAAACAAACGUUGAAUGCAAGGGAUGAAUCAAUUAAGAAGCUUUUAGAAAUGUUGCAGAGUAAAGGAUUGCCAUCCAAAUCUAUGGAAGAGGAACAUGAAAGAAGUCGGAGAAUAUCUGAAGCAGAAUCUCAAGUUAAUCAUCUGGAAGUCCUACUGGAUCAGAAAGAAAAAGAAAACAAUCAUCUUAAAGAGGAGCUGCACAGGAGAACGCCAAGCCAGCCAGAGUCUGCAAAGACGAAGGCCCUUCAGACAGUUAUUGAAAUGAAGGAUACCAAGAUUGCCUCACUGGAGAGAAAUAUUAGGGAUUUAGAGGAUGAAAUUCAAAUGUUGAAGACUAAUGGAGCUCUGAGUACUGAAGACCGGGAAGAAGAGCUUAAACAGAUGGAAGUUUACAAGAGUCAUUCAAAGUUCAUGAAAAAUAAGAUCGAUCAGUUAAAACAGGAUUUGUCCAAGAAGGAAUCUGAACUCCUUGCCUUACAAACCAAGCUGGAAACAUUGAACAAUCAGAAUUCUGAUUGUAAACAACACAUUGAGGUUCUCAAAGAAUCACUCACUGCCAAAGAACAGAGAGCUGCCAUACUUCAAACAGAGGUUGAUGCAUUGAGGUUGCGACUUGAAGAAAAAGAAAGUUUCCUUAACAAAAAGACAAAACAGCUGCAAGAUCUUACAGAAGAAAAAGGAACACUAGCAGGAGAGAUCCGCGAUAUGAAAGAUAUGCUGGAGGUGAAAGAGAGAAAGAUCAAUGUCCUCCAGAAAAAGAUUGAAAAUCUUCAAGAACAACUUAAAGACAAAGAUAAACAACUUAACAAUUUGAAAGACCGAGUUAAGUCAUUACAAACAGACUCUAGCAAUACAGAUACAGCUUUGGCAACGCUAGAAGAAGCUUUAUCAGAGAAGGAAAGAAUUAUAGAACGUCUUAAGGAGCAACGUGAAAGAGAUGAUCGGGAAAGGCUCGAAGAGGUUGAGUCAUAUAAAAAAGAAAAUAAAGAUCUUAAAGAGAAGAUUAACAAUUUACAAGCAGAAUUAGCAGAAAAAGAGUCUAGUUUGAUUGACUUGAAGGAACAUGCAUCUUCAUUGGCUUCAACGGGCUUAAAGAAAGAUUCCAAAUUAAAAUCUCUAGAAAUAGCCAUAGAGCAAAAAAAAGAAGAAUGUAGUAAGUUGGAGGCACAAUUGAAGAAGGUUCAUGAUGCUGAAGAGGAUGCUCAUUUGAACCCAGAGUUGGGUGAGAAAAUGAGGCAACUCGAGAAGGAUGUGGCAUACUUCAAAGAGGAGUUUGGUAAAUCCCAAGCUGAAGUUGACAGACUUUUGGAGAUCUUGAAAGAAGUAGAGACUGAGAAAAAUGAGAGAGAUAAGAAAAUAGCAGAGCUUGAGAGACAAGUAAAGGAUCAAAAUAAAAAAGUGGCCAACCUGAAGCACAAAGAGCAGAUGGAAAAGAAGAAAAAUGCACAAUUACUGGAGGAAGCUCGUAAACGAGAAGACAACUUGACCGAUAACUCUCAGCAGAUGGAGGAAACAGUGCAACAGAAAGACGAGCGAAUUGAGGAGCUGGAAGAAGCCCUGCGUGAGAGUGUGCAGAUAACUGCAGAGAGAGAGGUGAUUCUCGCCCAGGAAGAAGCUUCUAGAUCUUCUGCAGAGAAACAGUUAGAAGAAUUGAUGACCACUCUGGAGAAGACAAGACAAGAACUGGAUUCCACCAAGGUCAGGCUAACCUCAACACAACAAUCUCUUGCUGAGAGGGAGGCACACCUCGCUAAUUUACGGAUAGAACGGAGAAAGCAGCUGGAAGAAGUGCUAGAGAUGAAACAAGAAGCACUGCUGGCAGCCAUCAGUGAGAAGGAUGCAAACAUUGCCUUAUUAGAAUUGUCUGCCUCUAAAAAGAAAAAGACACAAGAUGAAGUAAUAGCUCUUAAACGUGAAAAGGACCGACUAGUACAACAGUUGAAACAGCAGACACAAAAUCGGAUGAAACUUAUGGCAGAUAAUUACGAUGAUGAUCACCAUCACCACCAUCACCAUCACCACCAUCACCAUCGCUCACCAGCAAGAUCACAGCAUAGUAACCAUCGACCCUCUCCUGAUCAGGAUGAUGAGGAGGGCAUAUGGGCGUAACAGUACACAUGAACCAAAGCUACAGUUUUGUUCUGAGGGGUGA